AUGAAGUGGAAAUGUGUGUUCCUGGUUUUCAUCUCUCUGAGCGGCCGGUGUUUCCGAUGUUUCACCGGUGACGUCGUGGCCUCUGACGAACACUCAGACAUAGGUCACGAUGAGGACGUACACCCCAACAACCUCCGAGAAACAAAUGGGGACGUACUCGACAUGAAUUUCCAAACAAGCAGGGAAGUACCAGACACGAAUAUUGAAACAAACUGGGACAGACUGGACAUUAACAAGGACGACUAUGAGGACGCAGACUGGCAUCCUCCGACCUCCCUGCAGGAAACACACCUCGUUCUGUCCCCUGAUGCCACACCGGUGAUUCGCAGUGUCCUCCCUGCUGUCAACAACACCAACCCAAUCACUGCUUCUUCAUCACCUCAGUGCGGUGAGUACAGCAGCCAGCUGAUGUCCAACGGCCAGUGCCGGGUGAUGGCAACGCUGCCCCCUGUGGGAACAUCGCAGAAUCGCUGCCCAGAUAUGUUCCGCUGUACAGACGACGUCUCCUAUUGGCUGCACGAGAACCAGAACAGGAAGCACCAGCUGGAGGAGCUGAGAGAGACGAUGUCGGAGCUGCAGGUGGAGCUGAGGAACCACCGGCAUAAAGUCAGAGCCCUGGAGGUGCAGGUAGAUGAUGACGUUACUCUGAACUCAACCUUUGACCAGCGGUUGCGUUCUCUGGAGCUGCGUCACGCUAAGUUCGACACGCUGCUCCACGUGCACGCGGCGCUGCUGUACGAGCUGCAGGCGCAGCUACGCAACCUGUCGGCCGCCGUGCAGCGCGUGAGCCGCAACACAGGCUGCGCGGUCAAGGUCGCCAGAACCACACCACCGCGCGGCAUGCGAGACACACUGCCACCAGGUGGACAGUACCUGUCUUUCUGUCCUUCAGACUGUGCGUCUCUGUAUCACAAUGGUGUUCGUCGUUCUGGUGUUUACACCAUCGUCCUGUCGCCAGGCACCACUCUGCCCGUCUACUGCGACAUGGAGGCAGAAGGUGGAGGCUGGACAGUGUUUCAGCGACGGCGCGACGGCACAGUCAGUUUUAACCGCGGCUGGUCAGAGUACCGCGAUGGCUUUGGUGAUCCGCGAGGAGAACACUGGCUGGGAAACCAGCAGCUCCAUCUUCUAUCCAACCAGGGACAGUACAGCCUCCGCAUCGACCUGCAGGACUGGAGCCACGCCCAGAGACACGCCCUCUACCACAGCUUCAGGACAGAGAACGAGGACAACCAGUACCGCCUCCACGUGUCCGGUUUCAGUGGCUCGGCGGAGGAUUCGUUCGGGUGGUACCACGACCAGCAGGGUUUCAGCACGCCAGACACGGGCAACAUCUGCGCCGAAAUCAGUCACUCGGGCUGGUGGUUCCGCCAAUGUUUCUACGCUAACCUCAACGGCGUCUACUACAAGGGGGGGCGCUACACUCUGAAAGCCCAGAAUCUGCUUGGGCCGGACGGCAUCGUGUGGUUCUCCUGGAAGGAUUCAGACUUCUAUUCCCUGAGGGCCGUCGCCAUGAUGAUACGGCCACGCAAUUUCAAGCUGUCCCGCCUGUCGCCGUAGUGACGGUGUUUGUCAGUCACGCUACAGCGUGAAGGACUCAAAGUUCUGCCAGGACUAUUCACUACAGAACCAAAUGUGUAUUAAUACACUGCUGAAAAUAGACAGAUGCACAAGUUCCUCCUGUUUAAGUUACACUUUUAAAAACGUAACGGUAAAUGGUCAGUGUUUCUAAAGUGUUUUCUAGUCUGGACCAUUAAAAAACGCUUUACAGUAGUU
Molecule: messenger RNA, 1776 nt
Organism: Paralichthys olivaceus (Japanese flounder)
Lineage: Eukaryota; Metazoa; Chordata; Actinopteri; Pleuronectiformes; Paralichthyidae
Source: RefSeq, a predicted model, not a curated record